Molecule: messenger RNA, 1290 nt
Organism: Mesorhabditis spiculigera
Lineage: Eukaryota; Metazoa; Nematoda; Chromadorea; Rhabditida; Rhabditidae
Source: the annotation of a GenBank genome assembly
AUGUCCGACAAUCCUCAGAAGACCACCGACUUCCAAAAGCAGCUAGAGGAUGGCCAACAAACUCUGCCAGUCCCGCCAAAGGAAUCGUCGAGUUGUCGGCGACUGAGUAUUCAACGGAGCAUUACUUCCCGGCAUGUUGUAGCAAAGCCCUACGACAGACCACCACCAGCCGGACGUCCGGCUCAGCAACAAUAUCCAGGAGGAGCACCCCACAAUGGCUUCGGUAUGGGCGCCCUUCAGCAGCAACUGCCGAGCAGCUCAUUGCAGGCUUGUGGCAAACAAAACGCGCCGAUGGCUGUGGUGCAACCGUCGUGGGAUGAACGUUUCCCGGUCACGAGCGUCCGAAAUGUCGAUGGAAAACUCUGGGAGGACUGGGGAGGUUAUCGCGCAUAUAGGAAGGACAUGCAGGUGCUCGUCGACACCCAGGGUCUGCCGCCACCUCCGACACCCAACUUGCUUUACUCCCAAACAAAUGAGGAUGGGACGGCGAAAUCAGGACAGAAGCGCAUGACCGCCAACGAGUUGAAUCCCUAUCUGGAUAUUACCGACGAAGAUGUCGGGAAAAUCUACAAAAGAAGACACUUGAAUCAACCGGACGCAAAUGGAAUGACCGGGAAAGACAAGGCAAAGGAGUUGCACCCCGAGAUGCGGAAAUUCUUGGAGGCUUGGAGAGAGGCCGAUGAUGCCGGAAAGCCAGCCGCCGCGCGCGAAUUCUGGUUGUAUCUUAUCGGGCGCGUCACCAACAAUCGACCGUCACAGGCGAAACAAGGCAGGAGGAACUUGCGAUCGAUUGCCAGCGCAACGUCCGUUGCGCCCUCAAACAACCAGACCGAGAUGCAUUGGGAGUCUGCAGCCAAUCCCAACCCCCAGAUCUAUGGCGAUACCGUCACCAGCUACACCUCGUCAACUAUCACUAAGCAAACGGUUUUCUCGGCCCAAACGGAUGGAUGCCCAACUGUCGAGGCACUAUCUCAGCUUGAGCUUGUCGGGCUCGUCGAUGCGGACCGGCAAAGCAUCAACGCCAUCGCCCAGCAGGCUCUGAACGACUUCGACGCUGCGUUUUACACCGUGCAAGUGUGUAUCGUUUCGCUUCUUAAUACGCCCGGAGGAGCCAACCGUGCGUUUGCGCUUCACGACCAAAUCGUCGACAAGCUUAGAAAAUGCCAGUUUGAAGUCGCUCAAGUGCAUGAAGGGAACCGGUCGCCUGCAGAGCCACAGCACGCACGAAGCGAUGGCUCGAUGCCCGAGCCACCCUCUGGGUUUACCAUGCACGACGGCGAUGUUUCGAAA